This is a messenger RNA of Chondrus crispus (carragheen), 207 nucleotides long. RefSeq lists its product as hypothetical. The record is from RefSeq and is a predicted model, not a curated record. Lineage: Eukaryota; Rhodophyta; Florideophyceae; Gigartinales; Gigartinaceae. The transcript has a single exon. The coding region runs from base 1 to 207 and encodes 68 amino acids.
AUGCCCAUCACGCCCUCAGCAUCUGCAUUGUCCACCACAUACGCCGCAAUUUGUGUUCGCACUGGUUCACAUUUUUCCAAUUCACAUCAACGGCAGCACUACCACAGUGCACUUCGGAAAUGUCCAUCCAAUGAGCAUACCGAACGAGACCGCGUUAAAACCAUACAGCGAAGCCAACAAAAAAGCCUCGCAAUGUCUUUCGGAUGA